This is a messenger RNA of Porites evermanni, 1211 nucleotides long. The record is from the annotation of a GenBank genome assembly. Lineage: Eukaryota; Metazoa; Cnidaria; Anthozoa; Scleractinia; Poritidae.
AUGGCAGAGGAUUAUCAGGCUACCUUUAGAAGUCAGGUGAGCCUAUAAAUAUUAUAGAAAUAAAAUUUGUACAUCAAACCAACACAAACAGAAAGUUGGUUUGGUGAAAAUAAUUUGAGGUUUUAUCUUACACAUAGCUUAUAUGCAACACAUGCAGUUUUACUGUCCAAAAGCGAUGAGACUCUUGUCAAAUAUGAUAUUUCCCCGUAAAUGUUUCUGCUUGAGUACUUGUGAAAAGGAGAAACCUUAAGGUAAGCAACUUUUUAGCAACAUUUACUCCCCCCCUGAAAAAGAAACAAUUUUGCGUUAACAUCAACAAUUUGCCCUUUAACACCUUCGUCAUCGUCAUCAUCACUAUCUAAAACAGUGCGAUCAUUCCAGUACACAACUCAUUCACAAAUCGUCAGGUAGUAUCUAGUUAAGCUUGGAAAGACACAGCACUUGGAAGGCAAAAUUGUCUAAAUCUUCCAAAUGACAGAAAGUUAAAAUUAAAAAUUGGCAUAACUGCCACCUCUUGUCAGGGGAUGUGAAAUCACUAUUCCAAGUUAAGUCUGGGACAAUUGUACUUAUAUUCGUACCGAUGCCAUUUUCCAGAAAGUCUCCAGUUAAAUCCCUUGAGUAGAACCAAGAGCUUCUUAGUCACAUGUUCAUAGGUAUAAAGACUAGCUUAGCUAUGUGCGACAACAACAACAACAACAAUACCUUUAUUCACCUUGUACUUAAUUAAUUACAUACUCACAUGCGCACUUUUAUUAUCUUUUUUUUUUCAAAAUUUACAGGGAAAUGUAUUAGUUGAAAGACCGCCAGUACCAGUCAGUAAUCUUAAGUCUCAGGCUAGCAGUGGGAAUUCCAUCAAGAACCACACCAUGCAUCCUUCCUCUUUCAAAGAUUCAUCAAUGAUUGGGAACAGCAGCCAUAAUCAUCACCACCACCGCCACAAAAGGCACCACUCCAAUGGCAGGGUUAAGAAAGAUUAUGGAAAUACUGCUGAUCGCUUCAGUCGGACGGCCACUGUACUGCGACACUCAGGUCUACUGAAACUCACACUUCAGAUUGCUCAGCUUAUUAAAACGAAUGAAGAUCUUCAAAAAGAAAUAGAUGAUCUUCAAAGAGAAGCCAUGGAGUUCAGUCAAAAUUUGAAAAUCCAAAUACAGCAAAAACUGUCAGAGCAAAAUGGUUCUAGUAGCUUUCAGUAUGGAGGAAAUGGGUAG